GUUCUCUGAACUUUUUGUUUCAGCACACCCAGAAAAACUUGCAGGACAAUGUCCGGACUUCAGCCCUCGCCCCAAAGCCGCUUGUGAGCGCGAUUUCUCCGCUUUUAAACCUUCCCGCUCCGGCUGCACCUCGCUGUCCAUCAAGCUUUCCAAUCUCUCGCUGGGUAAACUGCUGGAAGUGUCGGAGCUCCUCACCCUUUGACCCCGGCAGCGCCUCUAAUCUGCGCGGAGGAAUGAGAGGCAUUCUUCAGCUGCUGCAGCAGGAGGUGGAGGAGCUGCCGGUGGGAGGGGAACUAACGACGUAGUAGGGACCCAGUCAGUCAGUGAAGUUUCCAGCGACUCGGCCAUCACGGUCCGGAGCUAUCCUCCCUGAGAUGAGCGCGCUCGGCGGAGGGGAUUUACGCGGGGAAACGAGGCGGUGAGCGCGGGGGUUUAGUGGAGCGCGGUCCGGCUCCGGAUCAUCCGAACAUGGGUCAGACGGCCGUGUCGGCUGUGUCCCAGCCCGCGAGCGUUGAUGGGUUGGAGAAAUCAUCAUCGUUGGCCAGCUGCGACGUGGUGGUGGACAGCGCCGCCAAUACCCAGAAUGCCCCUGCAACGCGGCAGCAGCGAGGCAAGCUGUCGUCACUGGGGAAGCUGUUCAAGCCCUGGAAGUGGAGGAAGAAGAAGACCAGUGACAAGUUCCAGGAUCUUUCCAAAGUUCUAGAGAGAAAAAUCUCCACCAGACAAACGAGGGAGGAGCUGAUCAAGAAAGGAGUUCUCAUCGCCGAACAAGAAGAAGCAAACAACAGUCAAAAUCUCAACGGCCACGCCACGUCCAGCGUGACGUCGGAGGAGGUCAAAGUUGACAUCGAGUCACCAGAGGUGCUGCAGGAGGGAAAGGCCUCUGGGCCCGGCUGCACCGCGGAGAAAACAGCUAAAUCCUCCCAUCCAAAGAAGACAGGAGGCACUGCAAAAGCCACCGCCGCCUCCACCUCCACCUCCACCUCCACCCCUCGCUCUCGUGCAUCUAAGGACGCGGGAGCUGCAGCACAGGUCGAGGGAAAAGAUGCAAAGACCAAGCAGAAAUCAUGCAUUCCCGUACCUCAAAAGCCCACCGCAGAGACUCCUACUCCACCUGGGGGGUCAAAGUCCUCGCCCCCUUCCUCACACACGAAGCACGUCUCAUCCAAAGCCUCAGGCAGUGAGACGGAGGGAGCUGCUCCCCAGUCUGCUCCCAGUGCAUCGGCUGGGGGCGAGGAGAAUCACAAGGCUCCUGAAUCUGCCGUCCAGCCUCCUCAUGUCAACACUGAUACAGAGGACACAUCCUUCACAGAGGUAGAGACGGAGACCUUCCCCCAGGGGGAGAAAAGGGAGAGAACAGGAGGAGAGGAAGAAAAGAAGAAAGGAGAAACCGAUUCUGCUGUGGAGAACAGUCCCAGGUCAGCUGAGGGCCGAGCUGAGAAGCCCCAGGGCCUGAGUGUGAAAACAGACCAGGCCGAGGUGACGGUGAUCCCUGAUAGGCCGAGAGACAGCCAAGCUAGUGACUCCGACUCCGACGGUCCAAUCCUGUACCGGGAUGAGGAGGAAGACGACGAGGAGGAUGACGAGUACACAAAUAGUUCUCUGGCCAGUAAGAUCCGCCGGCGGGACACGCUGAACAUCAAGCUCAGGAACCGGCCCAGCAUGAGGGAGCUGGAGGACAAGAACAUUCUGCCCCGGAGCUCUGAGACGGAGAGACUCGAGCUCCGCCAGAAGAUAGGCAGCAAACUAGUCAGACGCCUGAGCCAAAGACCCACCACAGAGGAGCUGGAGCAGAGAAACAUCCUCAAGCAAAAGAAUGAUCUGGAGGCGCAAGAAGCCAGGCAAGAGAUUAAAAGGAGGCUCUCCAGAAAGUUGAGUGUGAGACCCACAGUGGCCGAGCUCGUCGCCCGUAGGAUCCUUUGCUUCAAUGAGUACGUGGAGGUAACAGACGCCAAGGAUUACGACCGGCGGGCGGACAAACCCUGGACACGGCUUACUCCUGCUGACAAGGCUGCCAUUCGGAAGGAGCUGAAUGAGUUUAAGAGCCGGGAGAUGGAGGUUCAUGAAGACAGCAAACAGUUCACCAGGUACUCGGUCGAUGGCCUCCACCAUUUAGCUGCGACUCUGACGAUAACUCGCACUUCAUUAGUAAUUUAUCACUGUAAAUCCUGCUGGUUAUUAGCGCACAUUGAUCAAUAUUUAUAUUAUUCCGGUCCCCCCGAAGCCAUUUCCCCCAACCACAUUAAAGUCAUGAUAUACACACAGGGCGACUGCAGUUUAUUAGCAUCAGGCAUUGAUCUGCAAUAAAGUUCAGGUUCAUUCUCUCAUGUGUUAUUAGAUCUGCUUGACAUGGUUUUGUAUUGACGUGUUGAACGGAGCAGAGAGGAAAUGUCCAGCAGUAAAAACCGAUACACCUUUCAGAAGAACUACUUUUAUAAAGCUGCACAGUACAAGUUGAGAAGUUUGGAUUCGCCAUUAAUAGAUAAUUCUCAAUAUCUAUCCACAGGUUGUUGUCAAUUUAAAAAGAAAUAAUUAUUCCUCCUUUUCUUUUUGGUUUUGUCCAAAUCUCCUUGUGUGUGUUGUUCUCCCCCUUGAUUUUCUCAUGCAUCUGUCUCAUAAAUCUAUUAAAAAAAAAGAGCAAAUAGAAUCCAAGCACUGUUUAACAUUCCGUAAUGAUUAACUCACAUUUAUCGUCCUUAUCUGUCGCUGUAACGUUUCAAUCAGUCGUAAAUCUUUGCUAAGAACACACACGACUACGCCAGGAUUCAAUCUCUAAAGCCAGUUACAGUGUCCAGAGAUGGGACUCUGUGGAUCUGAACCAGCAGAGAGUUCCUGGCCUUUGCCCAGUUUCCCACAUUUUUAUGUGUUCAAGUGCUUUGUCUGAAUCUUUUAGUGUUUAAUUAGAACAGCUUUAUUUUCAUGGGGCACUUUGUGACUUCCCCUUUGAAAGGUGGGACAUUAAAUCAACUGUAUAUAUCACCUUACUUACACUGGAGGCCCUGUCAUCAUGCGUUCUCAGGCUAGUCAGGGGCAUGGAGAGUAGGGAGAGGAGGGGCGGGGGGGUUGGAGGUCAGGCUAAUAGAGGAAGAGAAGGAGUUUCUUUAGGAUGCAGAACUUGACUGGAAACAUGUGAAGACUGUCAAAAUGUCUGCUACGAAAAGUUUUUACACCCACUGUGAAUUUAUUUCUCUAGAGGAGAGGUGCUUCACAAUAUAAAAUAUAAGUGCAACAUGGUGAAUCACAGAAAAGAGAAAAAUCGUACACUUGCUUUGGUCACAUUUUGAUUUAACCUUUUUUAUUUUCUAUUUUUAAUCAUUUUGUCAAUAAAAUAUCAGAAAAUGUGUGAAUGAUCAUUAGAAAUGCAGCUGGGUGAUAGAAGAUAUUGUUUUCUUUUUAAGUUAAUGUUCCAAAAUCCAAAUAAGUAUUCAUGUUACUCUCAUGACAAAGAUAAGCAGAAGUUCACAGGAGCUUGUUGAGCUGGAAAGAAGUGUUGAUAUUUUUUCUAGAUGUUUUUAAAAAGAUUUCCUUACUUAAAUGCUGGAAAAAUUAUGUGGGUUAUUUUAAUUCAUG
Messenger RNA from Pleuronectes platessa (European plaice), 3570 nucleotides. RefSeq names its product phosphatase and actin regulator 2 (gene phactr2). Gene Ontology annotation, molecular function: actin binding. The record is from RefSeq and is a predicted model, not a curated record. The transcript has 11 exons. NCBI's taxonomy places the organism in Eukaryota, Metazoa, Chordata, Actinopteri, Pleuronectiformes, Pleuronectidae. Gene Ontology annotation, biological process: actin cytoskeleton organization. The coding region runs from base 469 to 2307 and encodes 612 amino acids.